Molecule: messenger RNA, 2245 nt
Organism: Eurytemora carolleeae
Lineage: Eukaryota; Metazoa; Arthropoda; Copepoda; Calanoida; Temoridae
Product: putative polypeptide N-acetylgalactosaminyltransferase 9
Exons: 3
Coding region: 255-2162 (635 amino acids)
Cellular component (GO): Golgi apparatus
Source: RefSeq, a predicted model, not a curated record
UAUUUGAUUGAUGGGGUUUGCACAUUUCACAGUUGUUUGUAUAAACAGUUCUAAUGGAAUUAUUAAACAGAUAUGUCAGUCCUGUCAGUUGCACCCUUCUCCUUCUAAAAUCUUGUUGGAAGGCUGAAGAAGGUAGAAAACACCUGUAAUUUCCUAAUGAUAUUGUAUGAAUAUUUUAUACGUUACUCCGCCACGAAUCCAGAGAUAAGAACAACACUACUCCUAGUUCAUGUCAUGCACUGAGCUGGAGAAACAUGUUGACUAGGAGAAAGAAAACCCUUGUUGUAAAAUGUAUGUUUCUGGUCGGUAUCUGCUGGAUUCUCACUCUUAUCUACGAAACAAACUAUAGUUUUGAAAAAGAUAAGCCUGUUGAGGAAAAAUUAGUAAACCCUUUAAGUGAUUUAGAAAAUAUUGUUAAAUUCGAUGAAAACGAACCUGUGAUAAAAGGUGAAAAUGCGAACGCUUUUGAAGAUUUUCAAGAUGUAAAAGAAGAGAUACAUAAUGAUGAGGAAGUAGUGCAUGAAAAACUUGAAGAAGUUCUGGAGAAGAAGGAUGUAGAAGAACCUGCUCCGGAAGAGGUAGCUCCACCGAAGCAAGACGAGCAUGUUAUCGAAGCUCCUCAUGAUCCUAAUGGACCUGGAGAAAUGGGAAAAGCAGUUAAACUUGAGAAUCUUGAUCCUGAAACUAAGAAACUGGUUGAUAAAGGGUGGCAGGAUAAUGCCUUUAAUCAGUACGUGAGUGAUCUUAUAUCUUUAGAUCGAACCUUACCAGAUCAUAGAGAUGAAUGGUGUAAAGUACCUGAAAGAAAUCUACCAAACUCUGUUCUACCAAAGACAAGUGUGAUCAUCUGCUUCCAUAACGAAGCCUGGUCAGUUCUGAUCCGAACCGUGAGAUCUGUGAUAAACAGAUCCCCCCCGGAGCUCCUGGAACAGAUUGUUCUGGUUGAUGAUGCUUCUACCCAGGAGCAUCUCAAGGGACAACUUGAACAGUACGCGGAGAAAUUUCCUGUUAUAAAGAUAGUCCGAGCCCCGGAAAGGACAGGACUGAUUCGAGCACGACUACUCGGAGCUGCUCAUGCAACCGGAGAGGUACUUACAUAUCUAGACAGUCAUUGUGAAUGCACUGAGGGAUGGUUAGAACCGUUACUGGAUAGGAUUGCCAGGAAUAAAACGAAUGUUGUCUGUCCUGUAAUUGAUGUGAUUAACGAUGAUACCCUGGCGUAUCAGAAAUCGUCUUAUCUCGCAGUCGGAGGGUUCGACUGGAACCUUAUCUUUAACUGGCACGGAGUCCCGGAGCGAGAACGUAAAAGACGGAAAAAUGAUGCGGAACCUGUGCGUAGUCCAACAAUGGCUGGAGGAUUAUUUGCCAUUGACAGAUCUUAUUUUGAAACUUUAGGGACGUAUGACUCCGGGUUUGAUAUCUGGGGAGGAGAGAACCUGGAGAUCUCGUUUAAAACCUGGAUGUGUGGAGGCACAUUGGAGAUAAUUCCCUGCUCACAUGUCGGCCAUAUCUUCAGAAAACGCAGUCCGUAUAAAUGGCGGACGGGAGUUAAUGUUUUGAAAAGGAAUACAAUUCGUCUCGCUGAGGUUUGGUUGGAUGAGUAUAAAGAGUACUACUAUGAUCGUAUUGGACACUCACUUGGAGAUUUCGGAGAUGUUUCCUCCCGAAAAAAAUUGCGAGAGAACCUGCAAUGCAAGUCCUUCUCUUGGUACUUGAAAAACGUAUAUCCAGAGCUGUUUGUGCCUGCAGAGGCGUUGUCCCACGGGGAGAUCAGGAACCUGUUCGGGGGCACCAGCAACAUGUGUAUAGACUCAGACGUUCAUAAACAGAACAUGAGAAAACCAGUUGGAAUAUAUCCUUGUCAUGGCCAGGGAGGAAACCAGUACUGGAUGAUGUCCAAGGACGGAGAAAUAAGACGAGACGAAGCUUGCCUGGACUUUAAUCAGGGUUCGGUCAACCUGUACACUUGCCACGCAGGUAAAGGUAACCAGGAGUGGAGGUGGAAUGAGUCCGGAGAACUCUAUCAUCCUGUCUCAAGGAAAUGUUUGGCUGUCUCUCCUGAGAAGGAUAAGCUUGUGAUGGAGACCUGCAUCAAAUCAGAGAUUCGUCAACAAUGGAAAUUUGAAAAUUUUAAUAGAUCUUUGCUCUCACAUUCUGAAUAGUGUUUAGUACAUUUUUUCUACUUUUUUUACACUGAAUCUACUUAUUUUUGUACGUUUAUGAAAUACAGAGUUGUUUGCAUAAA